AUGUGUGGCAACUUGACAGCGCGUGUCAUUCUUCAGCAUGUCAACAGCGUCUAAAGUCACUUUCGGCUUAUGUUGUACGGCGUCUGUCGGAAUAAUAGGCUACGUUCAUUACAAACAGGCGUACGACAGGGAGCAACUUCAUUUAGGUGUGAUACGCGACAUCGAGCGACGUGAGCGCCGAAAAGCGGAAAAUGUCUACGUUCUGCAGCAACAGGCUGAACUAGCCAAGGAAUUGCGCAGAGGGAUAACGACGAUUGGAGAUAAGAACACGUAACGC
Molecule: messenger RNA, 277 nt
Organism: Cataglyphis hispanica
Lineage: Eukaryota; Metazoa; Arthropoda; Insecta; Hymenoptera; Formicidae
Gene: Pet117
Product: protein PET117 homolog, mitochondrial
Exons: 2
Coding region: 38-274 (78 amino acids)
Biological process (GO): mitochondrial respiratory chain complex IV assembly
Cellular component (GO): mitochondrion
Source: RefSeq, a predicted model, not a curated record